AUGGUAUUCGUUCAUUCAAGGCAAUGGCAUCCUCCAAUUGCCCAUGUUUACCUGUGUGAGGUGAAUUUCCUGAGGAAGAAGAUGAGUGCUUCGGGAUCCAGUACUUUGGUUUGCUCUCAAUACGUCAAGGAGAAAACAAAGUGCGAAUAUGGUGUCGGUUGGCGUGGAGGCGUCGAUUGUGAAAUUGAUGGUGUCGCACAUUUCCGGGCUUCGGUAGAAGUUGCUAAUGGGCUUCGUGAUCAAGACCGAAUUCGGAUAAAAAACCGUGGUCAAUAUGUUCAUCUCCUCAACUAUCAGCUGCACAUAUACACACAACCAAUCGAUGAAAUGCUUUCCUCAUCAUUUUUUUUUUUUUUUUUGUGUUUAUUAUUUAAUAAUUUGUUUGAGAGUGUGUUUGACCUGGACUCCAUCGAUCACACAACGGUCACCGAUGUCGAAAGGGUGCAUGACAAAGACGAAGACUAUGGACUCGAAAACGGUCUUGCACAUGUUCUGGAAGGUGAAGCCGACAAGGAGAAGCUGAGUCAGCAUGAAGGCUAUGACUUUUGUGGAGGCAACUCCCAUGACCAUGAGCGAAAUCACGACUAUUAUCACGCUCACAAUUGCGCUUGCCACCUUGUGAAGCUGCUGCACGGCCGUCUUUGUGUCGUUCAGCGAGUGGGCCAGCGACUUACGCUCAUAGUUGAGGUUCACUUGAAGAAUGGAAUUUGUUUGUGUUUGUCUGAAAUUGAUUUUCUGAAAGCAGAUUUUGUGAUCUUGCCGGUCUCGAGGGCGCCUUCGAAGAGUGGGAAAAUGGUGUGGAUUUCUACUCUCUUCAGGAAUCUCAUCAGAUCAUCUUCUUCAAUCCUUCGAUAUCGUGGUCAACCCGAACGACCUCACAUAGUUGACCAGCCUCUUGACUGUCCAUGCGGACCCCGUGCUCUGCAUGCUCAGCUUCUUCAGCUUCUCUAUAUCUAUCCUCUUCGUCCCGUACCUCCUCGACAAAACCCUAGACGAGUCCCUUAUCCUGGCCGGCAUCGACCUCGACACACCAAGGUUCCGGCAGUGGGCCUCCUCGUACGCCACGUCAUCCAUGGGUGGGCCCGACAGCGUGUCAAGAACGUAGUGAACGAACACGCUCUCCUUCAUGCGGUCGAAGUGGUGACGUGGAAUGACGAGGCGAGCACUUUGACGAGCACGAUCUUGACGAGCCAGAUCGUGGCCCCGAUGAGGAAGGCAACUAGGGCUUGGAAGGACUUCUCCAUGAGCGCAUUCUUCUUGUGGAGCUUUGCGUUGAAGAUGAAGGUCCACGAGACGAGGACGAGCCCUAGCCACACGCAGUUUUGGAUGCUCCUACGAAUCCCGUAUACGAAGUACAAGACCUAG
Messenger RNA from Striga asiatica, 1365 nucleotides. NCBI's taxonomy places the organism in Eukaryota, Viridiplantae, Streptophyta, Magnoliopsida, Lamiales, Orobanchaceae. The record is from the annotation of a GenBank genome assembly.